Messenger RNA from Mytilinidion resinicola, 1216 nucleotides. Its product is annotated as galactose-1-phosphate uridylyltransferase. Gene Ontology annotation, biological process: beta-D-galactose catabolic process via UDP-galactose, Leloir pathway. Bases 65 to 1216 code for a protein of 383 amino acids. Gene Ontology annotation, cellular component: cytoplasm. Lineage: Eukaryota; Fungi; Ascomycota; Dothideomycetes; Mytilinidiales; Mytilinidiaceae. The record is from RefSeq and is a predicted model, not a curated record. Gene Ontology annotation, molecular function: zinc ion binding; UDP-glucose:hexose-1-phosphate uridylyltransferase activity. The transcript is spliced from 5 exons.
UGACCUUUAAAUAUCUGUCUGCUCCUAUUCGCGAGACUGGUACUUUCACUUCAAUCUUCUGACUAUGCCAGAUUCAAUUCUAGACGACAUCUCGCAUAGGCGCUACAAUCAGCUGCGGGGGAGCUGGGUUCUGGUCUCCCCGCAUAGGACGAAGAGACCAUGGCAAGGCCAGCAAGAAUCCCCCACGAAGACUACGCUGCCAGCUUACGACCCCAAAUGUUACCUAUGCCCCGGGAACAAGCGCGCGCAAGGGGACGUCAACCCAAAGUAUGAAAAAACUUUCGUCUUCGUCAACGACUACAGCGCCGUCAAGGACGAACAGGCAGAGUACAAGCCCGAGAACAAGGAUGGCAGUCUCGCCAGUCGUCUCCUGCGCGCUGAAUCAGUCACUGGCAAAUGCUAUGUGAUCACGUUCUCGCCAUCACACAACCUUACCCUAGCAGACCUCGAAGUAGCUCAGAUUGUUCCUGUCAUCAACACCUGGACUCAUCUCUACUCUGCACACCUUAGUCCCAACUCUCCACUUGCCAAACUAAACAAGGCUAUCACAAACGGCGGUCUUAACGAGAACAUAGCUAAACCAAACGCCCAGUACCGCUACAUGCAGAUCUUCGAGAACAAGGGCGCCGCAAUGGGCUGCUCGAACCCUCAUCCCCACGGCCAAGUCUGGACGACGACAAGCUUACCAGAAGAACCGAGCAUGGAGCUCAAGCAGCUGAAGAAGUACCGAUGUGAACACGGAGGCGCGAAUCUGCUCGAAGACUAUGCACAACUCGAGUCUUCAAAGAAAGAACGAGUGGUCUUCGAAAACGACUCAUUCUUGGCGUUAUGUCCAUGGUGGGCCGUCUGGCCCUUCGAAGUCAUGAUCGUGAGCAAGAAGCACAAGCGCGCCCUCGUAGACUUUGACGACAAGGAGCGGGAAGAGCUGGCAGAGGCGAUUGCAGAGGUGACGAGGAGAUACGAUAACCUAUUCGAAACCCAGUUCCCUUACAGCAUGGGCCUUCAUCAAGCACCAUUAGAGGGAACAGACGAAGAGAUCGAGGCCAGCCACUUCCACAUCCACUUCUACCCGCCACUUCUACGCAGCGCAACCGUCCGGAAAUUCCUUGUCGGUUACGAGCUGCUAGCGGAACCGCAGCGCGACAUCACGCCCGAGCAAGCAGCAGCACGGUUACGAGACUGUGCGGGGCCGCUGUACAGGAAAGCAUUGAAUUAG